AUGUCUCUCAAGAAAGGGGAAGCUAAAUCAGCUAGUCCGGAGGUCUGUCCAAGGAGAAGGAAUAGAAGAAAGAAAGAGAGCCAAGAUUGGAAAGAUUUUGUCGAGCUGACAGUGACCCAGCGAGAGGACCAGAGGGUCGGGAAAGGUUUUUGGUCACAAGAUCAUGGAUGCUUCUGUAAAGCUACUAAAGAUGCUGUGGUGUCUACUGCUGCUUCUGCGGUUCGAGAUUGGGAUGAUGAUAGAGAAUGCCUUUUCCCAGCAAGGAAGAAUAGUAAAGAUAUACCACGCAAGGAAGAGAAUAGGCUGCAGACUGUGGCACUGACUUUCGGAAUGGAAUGCGCAGGGUCGACGAAGUUGAGCAAAUGCACAGAAGAAGCUCUUAGAUGUUUAUCCAGUCUUAACAUCAAAUCCUUCCUCCUCAGAGGUCCGCAAAAGAAAAGGAAAAGGUUUAGCGUAGCCCAGAUACCCAGAAUCCACUCUUCUUGA
Molecule: messenger RNA, 486 nt
Organism: Striga asiatica
Lineage: Eukaryota; Viridiplantae; Streptophyta; Magnoliopsida; Lamiales; Orobanchaceae
Source: the annotation of a GenBank genome assembly